Messenger RNA from Lucilia sericata (common green bottle fly), 546 nucleotides. It is a transcript of the gene Rala, whose product is annotated as ras-related protein Ral-a. The transcript has 3 exons. The record is from RefSeq and is a predicted model, not a curated record. The annotation marks the transcript as partial. Gene Ontology annotation, cellular component: plasma membrane. Gene Ontology annotation, biological process: Ras protein signal transduction. Gene Ontology annotation, molecular function: GDP binding; GTPase activity; GTP binding. Lineage: Eukaryota; Metazoa; Arthropoda; Insecta; Diptera; Calliphoridae.
GUUGUUUUAGAUGGCGAAGAAGUACAAAUAGAUAUAUUGGACACAGCCGGUCAAGAAGAUUACGCUGCCAUUCGUGAUAAUUAUUUUCGCAGUGGUGAAGGUUUCCUUUGUGUUUUCUCCAUAACAGAUGAUGAAAGCUUCCAAGCAACACAAGAAUUCAGGGAACAAAUAUUGCGCGUGAAAAAUGACGAAAGCAUACCAUUCCUGUUGGUUGGUAACAAAUGCGAUUUAAAUGACAGGCGCAGAGUUCCACUGAAUGAAUGUCAGACAAGAGCUCAACAAUGGCAGGUGCCAUAUGUGGAAACAUCGGCCAAAACACGUGAAAAUGUCGAUAAGAUAUUUUACGAUCUUAUCAGGGAUAUUUCAACACGUAAAAAACAACGUCAAACUGAGGUACGAGAGCCGACAAAAACCAAAACUCAUUGCUGCCAAUUGCUGUAAUAAAACAUCAUUAUUAAAAAAAACAUAUUUCUUUUUAUUAUUAUUAUUAUUAAUAAUUUUUUAAUUUAAAAUUAAAAUAAACACAAUUUACUAUAUAUUAUUCAU